This is a messenger RNA of Brassicogethes aeneus, 1026 nucleotides long. The record is from the annotation of a GenBank genome assembly. Lineage: Eukaryota; Metazoa; Arthropoda; Insecta; Coleoptera; Nitidulidae.
AUGAAGAACGUAAUUCAAGAGUACUUUUCCUUAACUAAGAAAGAAGUUAAACCACUUACCUGCAGAUAUAUAUUUUCGCUGGCUCUGGCAGAUUUGCUGGUUAUCAUCACAUGCGUUCCAUUCACCUCAAUAUUGUACACAGUGGAAUACUGGCCUUGGGGGGUAGUGGUAUGCAAAGUGUCUGAAACUGCCAAGGAUAUAAGCAUAGGUGUUUCAGUGUUCACUCUUACAGCUUUAUCAGCUGAAAGAUACUGUGCCAUAACAAAACCGAUGACAGUGUUCAGCGCUGUUAUGAUCUGGAUUCUUGCGGCUGGAUUCUCCCUUCCAGACGCUAUCGGAUCCAGACUGGACUAUACGGAGAUAGACAACAAUAAAACAUUGGUGUUUUGUUCACCGUUCCCGAACAUCACCAACAAAGAAACCUACGCCAAAUACAGCAUAGUUGCCAAAUCUCUGGUCUACUACAUCAUUCCUCUGGUGGUGAUCGCGUGUUUCUACGUUCUCAUGGCCAUACGGCUACACCAUAGCGCCAACGAAAUGCCCGGAGAAAUCCGGGGAACACAAAUGUUUUUCAUUUGUUUCCUCCCACACCACGUUUUUAUGUUGUGGUUUCACCUGAAUCCUGAGGCUCUGCAGGAGUACAACGAUUGGUGGCACGCUAUCAGGAUAAUUGGAUUUUGUCUAAGUUUCUUGAAUUCUUGCGUGAAUCCAGUGGCCCUGUACUGCGUGAGCGGGGUGUUCAGAUCCCACUUCAACCGGUACUUGUGCUGUCAACAAAAAAGAUGGCCGCGUAACAGCACCCUGUGCCACAACCAGAACUGCGAGACGAGCUUCAAUUCGACGUACAGAAGGCAUACGCAGAAUACAAUGAUUGAUUCGCAAAGCUUGCACAGGCACGGCACUUUUGCGCGAAAAAGCACCCAAGAAAGAAACCAAACUUUGAGUGACAUCAACGAAAAAUCUCACAAGAACUCGAUGAUCCUACGAGGCGACAUGGACAUCGAAAGAGCGCGGUAUUGCAGCUGA